ACAAUGCUCGGCAGCACUCUGGCAAAAACGGGGCAGCGCAUCCUGAAAGCCAGGCGUUCCAAAUCAAGGCAGGCUAGUAAAAGAACACAGUCGCACCACAGGAUCCAUUAGUUGAGGGCUGUCAACGUCAUUUUUAGCGCAGGCCACAUUGUAGUUACGGUGUCCCUCAGAGGGCCGUUAUGACUGUGAAACUAUAAAAAUCUUUAACCGCCUCAUCAUAUCUGCACAUGAAAUUUAUGAACUAGUUUCCGAGUCAGAGAUCAAGGUCGAUAUUGUUUUUUCAACGAUUGUUGUUUGGGAGCACAAAAUACUUGCAAUAUCUCAUUGUGAUCAUUUAUGAUUUUGGCAAAAAUUUUAACAAAAAUCAUGGAAGUUGAUGAACAUGAUAUGCCUUCGCGGGCCAUGGAAAAUCAUGCAGUGGACCGACUCUGGCCCCCAGGCCUUGAGUUUGCCACCAGCGUAUGGGACAACUGGAGAUGGGUGUCAAGAAUAUGAUUUUUUGAGUUAUACUUCCAGCAGCAAGUUACAGUUAUUGCCCAGAUGAAAGGCAGUGAUCAAAACUACCAAGUGUCAUGAGCCAGGCUGGACCACAGCCAAGAGGGGCGUGGCCACUGCCCUGGUUGGUGACACCUGUCACACACAUUGGGACUAUAAUUAGAUGGUAUUCGCCAGUCCGUUCUGUCACGAACCUCUGGUGCAAGGCUGAACCCAAAUUCAGGACUCCAAGACGAGGACAUGAUGUUCGGCGUAAUUUUAAUUCAAAGCUGAGGUCGUACACGGUGGAAGCAGUCCAAGAAGGCAGAGGUACAAAAACACUAAGCAAAGGCAGGAUCCAAAAACCCGAAGCGAGAGGUCUGAUGACUAGGAGACAAACUAUGAACUAGGACUUCACUGUGGAACAUAAACUAACUAAACGAGGUGGCACAGAAACACUGUGACGAGGAUAGCGCAACACUACACUAUUUGCAGUGGUGGAGAUUCCUACUGUCAUUGAAUGCAACUCACUAACUCAGGGCACAACGAACUGGCAAAUGCCAGUGACCAAAACUCCAACUUAAAUAAACCAUCUAAUUAAGUCCCAAUGUGAAACAGCUGUGAGCGGUGACAGGUGUCACCAGCCAGGACAGUGGCCACGCCCCUCUGACACCAAGGAAUUAUUACCAUAAAGAAAAUUGUGACCAAAAAAAAUCAUUUUUGGCAAAGAAAUGCUGGUGCCUCAUUUUGUGAGCUUGAGUGGACUUGUAGGUAAUGUUCGGAGGCCAUGAUAAUAAACGUUGAUGACUGUAUAAUAUCAGGUUACUGAACUGGUGUGUAUUACUCUUCAUUGCUUUGUAUUUUUUUUUUAAAUCUAGAAUGCUUCAGCACAUUUAAUUUUUCAGACCAUUAUAUUGAUUCAUUAUUCAUUUUGAAGUCAUCACUUUCAAUGUAUUGCAAAUUAGCUGAAGUUGGAGGGGGCAGGACAACCGGGAAUAGAUUAUGGAUGGAUGGAUGGAUGGAUGUGUACUUUGCUUAAAGUUAUGAAAAGUCACGUGUCAAGACUGGAACCAGGACAUGAGAUUUUGAAGUUUCAAACCCAAAAUGCGAAUGUGCGGGAUUGUUUGCACAACGUGCACUUCACAUGCUCGCAUGCGAAGUGAAUAAGGAUAAAAUACAGUACAGUCGCCUCACAGUUCUGAGGUCUGUGUGGGUUUUCUCCGGGCAUUCGGUUUCCUCUCACAUCCCCCCAAAAAAUGGAUUGGACACUCUAAAUUGCCCGUAGGUGUGAUUGUUAGUGCGACUGAUGUCUGUCUCUAUGUGCCCUGCGAUUGGUUGGCGACCAGUUCAGGGUGUUCACCGCUUCCUGCCCGUUGACAGCUGGGAUAGGCUCCAGCACUCGCCGCGACCCUCGUGAGGAUAAGCGGUGAAGAAUAAUGGCUGGAUGGAUAGUUGGAAGUGAUGAAGAAACGAGUGCUUGUGAGCAAACUUCUUCCUGCUACGUUGAGGCAAACUCCGCCCCUCCGGGGUCGCUCCGCUCCUCUGUCAUGCAUCGGAAUGACAAAACGCGAGUGCGGUACGAUGCGGAGGCGCUGUAGUUGAGAAACACUUUUCUUUCCCUUUUUUUUGUGUGUGUUUUCCUUGAAAACAACGAGACGCGUUUCAAGGCUGAAAUCGCCUCGCCGCUGGAAGGCUCGCUCUCCCCGCUUGAUGGGAAGGGCGAAGCGGAAAAAGGGGGGAAAAGCUCUCCGCAAGCCGAACGCCGGUGGCCGCCGCGCGGCUCCUCUUUGCGGGUAAAAUGUAGUGAGCGGCCGCAUGCACGUAGAAGGGCACGCCAGCAUUGCGACCCGAGCUCGACACCAAGCGCGACAUGACUGGCGUGAGGCCGAGUAAGAGCGUGGAAUGGCUGCAAGUGGAGUUGGAGUCCGGCGGCGCUUCUGUGCUGCUGCUCGACUGCCGCGCGCACGAACUCUACGAGUCGUCUCACAUCGAGGGCGCCAUCAGCGUCGCCAUCCCGGGCCUGAUGCUCCGCAGGUUCAAGAAGGGCAACAUUCCCAUUCGGACCAUCAUCCCCAACCACGAGGACAAAGAGAACUUCGCGCGGCGGUGGCAGACGGACACGGUGAUCCUGUACGACGAGAGCACCGUCAGCUGGCCGGACAGCGGAACGCCGUCGUCCGUGUUGGGCUUGCUUCUUCAAAAACUCUGGGAGGAUGGCUGCAAAGCGUACUACCUGGAAGGUGGCUUUGUAAAAUUCCACACCGAAUCCCCAGAACGCUGUGAGACGCUCCUCGACGGCUCCUGUCCCAGCUCCUCUCCUCCUCUCUCCUUUCUGGGUUUCGGCAAUUUGCGGAUAAGCUCAGAUUGUUCGGACGGGGAAUAUGACCGAGAACCCAGCAGUGCCACAGAGUCGGAGGAGAGCCCCCUCCCGGGCAACCAGCCCGCCUUCCCGGUCCAGAUCCUUCCGUACCUGUACCUGGGCUGUGCCAAAGACUCGACCAAUCUCGAUGUGCUGGGCCAGUACAACAUCAAGUACAUCCUGAACGUCACGCCCAACCUCCCCAACAUGUUCGAGCACGACGGACGCUUCAGGUAUAAACAGAUCCCCAUUUCGGACCACUGGAGUCAAAAUCUGUCCCAGUUCUUCCCAGAGGCGAUAUCAUUUAUAGAUGAGGCUCGGUCCAAGCAGUGCGGCAUCCUGGUCCACUGCCUGGCCGGCAUCAGCCGCUCCGUCACCGUCACCGUGGCUUACUUGAUGCAGAGACUCAACCUGUCGCUCAACGACGCCUACGACUUCGUCAAGCGAAAGAAGUCCAACAUUUCCCCAAACUUUAACUUCAUGGGCCAGUUGUUGGACUUUGAGCGGACGCUGGGCCUGCACAGUCCCUGCGACAACCGCUCCGCCGGCGAACAGCAGCUCUUCUUCACCACGCCGACCAAUCACAACGUCUUUCAGCUGGACACGCUGGACUCCACAUGAGGUUCUCCUGAACGGUGGCGGCGCUGGUUCUUUUAGCUUCUCAGCUUCCUGAAAGCCAUAUUUGAGUCCUUGUCUGAUGCCUUAUUAUGUAACUCAAGGAGAAAUGUGUUAAUCAGUAUGUGACAUUAAUACUUGGUCAUGUUCAUGUUUUGUUUUUGUUUUUUUUAUUGAAACUACUCUUUGACUGGU
Molecule: messenger RNA, 3643 nt
Organism: Syngnathoides biaculeatus (alligator pipefish)
Lineage: Eukaryota; Metazoa; Chordata; Actinopteri; Syngnathiformes; Syngnathidae
Product: dual specificity protein phosphatase 7-like
Exons: 3
Coding region: 2345-3454 (369 amino acids)
Biological process (GO): protein dephosphorylation; negative regulation of MAPK cascade
Cellular component (GO): cytoplasm; cytosol
Molecular function (GO): MAP kinase tyrosine/serine/threonine phosphatase activity; protein tyrosine/threonine phosphatase activity
Source: RefSeq, a predicted model, not a curated record